Molecule: messenger RNA, 1791 nt
Organism: Cercospora beticola
Lineage: Eukaryota; Fungi; Ascomycota; Dothideomycetes; Mycosphaerellales; Mycosphaerellaceae
Source: RefSeq, a predicted model, not a curated record
AUGCACGCUCCGCUCCUCCCUUCGAGUAACUCAAGUUGCACGCGGCCCGCAGUGACGUGCGCUUCGUGUCUACUUGGGGCUUCCACCAAAACUCUAACCUUUCCGUAUAACAUCACACAGACAGUCGAUGUCACGAUCAUACCAUGCGUGACAGGCCUUCCCAAUGGCACCAAUGUCACGUAUGGGUAUGAGACAAUCGCUCCACCGGGUCUGCCAACUCAUUCCGGCAUGCCGACGGUAUUUGAAGACAACUCGACCACGAUCUGGGUCACUGACGGCGCGACAUUGACGUAUCCAACAACUUACGCUUCUUUUGAGAACUUCAGCGGUGUUGCCGCGCCAACUCCAGCCCCUACAGCAUGCGUUCAGGCAAAAGAUGUCCAUCCUAUCUUCUUACCAGCUACCACCGACCCAGCAUCACUAAUAUACACUCCAACGGCUGGCACGAAUGCGAUCAAAGAGCUCCACUUUGGCCACCUGCCGACUCCACUGCUUGCGUAUCUUGAUAGUCUAUCGACAGUCGUCCAACAGCUUGGAGGCAACAGGCCAGGGACCUGCUCAUCAACGAGGACAAGCGCUUCAUCCGCUUGUAAAACUCCACGGCCCUCCAUGCAAAACUUCACGAUCCCGGCCAACUUCUCAGAAACAGGGCCACCUCCAGAGAGCCCAGGUCCCAUGCUAGGGGCACCAGGUCCUCCAGCUAUUCAGAAAAUUCCUGCGGUGGUAUUGAGACGCACAGCUGGACCAGUCAAGUUCACGCCAUACACGGCCCCAGAUGCAACGCAGCCCAAGGCCGAAGCUGCUCACCAUUCUGAAAUGGGAAACCAUAAUCAGGGUGGCGACAACCACAACGGUGAUGGAAGCAGCAGCGAGCAAUCGAAACACCCCGAUCAGCAACAAGCAGACAGUCAAUCGCCUGUCAACCCGAAUCCUGAGACGAAUCCUGAGAUCUCUAGCAACAAAAUCUCGUCGGACGGUCAGCUUCACAAUGUCAACGGCGGCUCCUCCUCGUCUGGGGGCAUGUCGCCUCCAUCAGAAGAUGUCAGCGGCAGCACAUCGUACUCUCCGGGGACAGAAGGCGCAGUUACUUCACCAGGAGGCAGUGACGCUCUCAAACCAGGAGGCACCGAAUCUCAAAAAUCAGAAGACACCGCAUCCCACAAAUCAGGAGCCUCAGAAAGCGACGACUAUCUUCAAUCUGGAGACUCCGGAAGCAACAGACAUGCCUCGUCAGAGGCUUCUGGAUCUGGUCACGAAUCUGGCGCAUCAUCAUCUUCGAACUCUCAGCCUGGACGAAUAGAGAAUUUACAGGUUGCACAAGAAGGCUCACCUGGUGAAAAUGUUUCUCCUACAACAUCAGGCAACACGAAUGCCGCUUCGGAUGGGUCAAGCGACGUUCCACCAGUGUUAUCUGGGCAAGGCCCCCACGGCGUUAGCGGUCCUGAUCGCUAUUCGGCAUCGUCACUUGCGCCAAGUGACAACGAUCAGUCCGUGGCAUCCUCUGCACACAAGGAUACUGCGAACUUUGGCUUACCCGGUUCAAGCCCUUUGGCAUCUGGAACCUAUCCGGCAGCAGAGUCGUCUAGUGGCGAAUCAUCUGCUUUGAAUGCCUCGAACGAGAGUGAUACUACAAAUAGUGGAAAGUCUCCUGCCGUUAGCUCUCCUGCUACGGCUGGUGAGCCCACAGGCAAUUCCAGCUCAACGACCACGAAUGUCUCUGCUGCUAGCCGAAGAGGUAUAUCCGCUGUGGGGGUUAUCGUGAUCAUUGCCGCAAUUGCUGCCGCUGCAUAG